UCAAAUAUAUAAUGUCUCAUUUUACAAGAGAACGUAAGUGUAAAAAAAAAUGUGGAAAAAAAUCUAAGGUUACGAAUCCAACUUCAACAUGUGCUUUUAACAAAAAAGAUAAUAAGGAUUAUGUUGAUGUCACAGAAAAUGCGAUGAUUGAUAUUCUUAAUGAUGAUUGCCUGGCUGAAAUAUUCAUGUAUCUUUCAGCAUGUGAAAGAUCAAAAAUUGCUUUAGUAUGCAAAAAAUGGAAAAAAGUCCUUAAAUAUUCUUGGCAGAAUAUUAAAAAACUUGAACUAAUUCAUUGGGAAUAUAACGAUCAGUGUCCAGCUUACUCAUACAAAUAUCCAACAAUCAAUGAACAAUUAAGGUUUUUAAGAUUACUGCUUGCUAAAUGUGGUCGUUAUAUAACAGAUUUAGAUGUGACAUCCUAUGGUAAUUAUAACAUAAUACCAGUUAUUAAUGAAUCUUGUCCAAGCCUUGUAAAACUUCGAUUGAGAUUCGAGGAUGUUCAACCAAUAUUAUUAGUUAAUGCAUUUUCACGUCUAUCUAAAUUGAAGGAAUUAAAAAUCAUAUUUCAACAUAUUAAUGAUUCUUAUGAUAUAUCUGUUGCUUUAAUCGAUUUAUUGAAAAGCGUUGCUGGUACAUUAACUGAACUGACUCUGUCAAAUUGGAACAGACAAGAUUAUUAUAAAAGGUGGAGAAUUCCAGAAACAUUCAUUCACGUGAUUCCUAAACUAAAAGCCUUGAAAUCAAUUAAAACUGAUGGCAUACUAAUUGAUACUGACUUAUCCCUGCAUCUGAAACAGUUUGGAAUAUUGGAUAGUCAGUGGCUUGACAAUAAUAUUAAAAAAAAAAUUCUGUAUAAAAAUAUAAAAAAACUGAAGUUAACGGAUUACCAAGCUACAGAUGAUUGUUUAUAUACUAUAGCCAAUUGCAUGAAGAAAUUACGAGAUCUUACGAUUAUUUGUGAGCGGGUAACCGAUGCUGGGAUAGUAGCUAUUUCGAAGAUGGAUAAAUUGUCUUAUCUUGAACUUCGUGGCCCUGGUCAUGUAACUGACUCUUCAGUUGGAUUACUUAAAAAUUUAUAUUGUUUACAUUUACCAUACUGCAAUAAAAUUACUGAUGUUUCAGUCACAAAAAUUCUUGAAAAUUCACCGACGAUGAGGCUUUUUUACAUGAUAGGAUCAGCUGUGACUUUUAAAUUUUUGGAAAGAGCAAGAGAAGUUACAGCAAAUCGUAAAACAUAUUUGGAGUUAGGUCUUUCAUAUUCACCUGGUAUACAAAAAUAUGAAUCACGAUAUUUGCAACAAGCUCUAUUUAAUUCAUCAAUAAAAAUGAUGUAUUGGUCGACAAACAAACUGCUCGAUUGCUAAUU
This is a messenger RNA of Aphidius gifuensis, 1366 nucleotides long. RefSeq lists its product as uncharacterized. Gene Ontology annotation, cellular component: SCF ubiquitin ligase complex. Gene Ontology annotation, molecular function: protein binding. The coding region runs from base 12 to 1364 and encodes 450 amino acids. The record is from RefSeq and is a predicted model, not a curated record. Gene Ontology annotation, biological process: SCF-dependent proteasomal ubiquitin-dependent protein catabolic process. NCBI's taxonomy places the organism in Eukaryota, Metazoa, Arthropoda, Insecta, Hymenoptera, Braconidae. The transcript has 4 exons.